Molecule: messenger RNA, 1362 nt
Organism: Notechis scutatus (mainland tiger snake)
Lineage: Eukaryota; Metazoa; Chordata; Lepidosauria; Squamata; Elapidae
Product: vomeronasal type-2 receptor 26-like
Biological process (GO): G protein-coupled receptor signaling pathway
Cellular component (GO): plasma membrane
Molecular function (GO): G protein-coupled receptor activity
Source: RefSeq, a predicted model, not a curated record
AUGUUAAUGAGGCUACUAUUGCUGGUGUUGCCUUGUGUGGUAUGCCAGUGUCCUGUUGGUCAAAGGGCUACUCAGAUACUUCUGCCAGUCCUUCAUAAAUAUUAUCAUGCUGGAGACCUUAAUAUUGCUGGCAUUACUUCUCAGAAUUAUGUGCUUUCACAUUCAAUAACAUUUCACAAAGCUCCCUCUCCUGAACUCUUUGAUGAUAUUAUGGUAUUGACUCAGCAUUACCAGCAUAUUCUGGCACUGGUAUUCACUGUGAAAGAAAUCAAUGAAAACCCACAUAUUUUGCCAAACAUCACUGUGGGAUUCCAGAUCUAUAACAGCCAUUUCAGUGCUAGCUGGACUUAUCUUGCCACAAUGGAACUUCUCUCAUCUUGGAAGAGAUUGAUUCCAAAUUACAAGUGUGAUAAAAACAAUGUAGUUGCAGUCAUUGGGGGACCUAAUUCAAAUGUCUGCCUUCAUAUGGCCACCAUCCUAGGUAUCUACAAGGUUCCACAGCUGUCCUAUGGUUCUGCUCCAGUGCUGGAUUACAAAAACCAAGAUGCUUUUGUCCAACAGAUGGUCCCCCAGGGCAUCCAUCAGUACAAUGGGGUUCUUCAUUUACUUCUUCAUUUUAGAUGGACAUGGAUCGGAGUGCUGUAUCUCGAUGAUGACAAUGGGGAGAGAUUUGUGCAGAAUGUACUUCCAUCAUUUUCCCAAAGUGGCAUCUGCUUUGAUUUUAUUCAAAGACUACCCAAACAAGGAUUUUCUAAUGCUAUUGAAACCCUUGUGGAAGAUGGGAUUAAAACAUACAAGAUCAUCAGCAGGAACACUUCUAAUGUCUUGGUCAUACAUGGAGAACUACAAACAAUGUCAAUUCUUAUCCUGCUGCUAGGAAUGCCAGAAUAUCUUGGCAUGGACAAAUCAAAAGGAAAAGUCUGGAUUAUGACAGCUCAGAUGGAUUUUGUGUCUUACUCUUUUAAAAAACCACAUGACAUAGACUUCAUCCAUGGUGCUAUAUCCUUUGCAGUUCACUCAAAGGAUGUGUUAGGAUUCCAGACUUUUCUUCAGAGCAGAAAUCCCACUUCAGAAAAAGAAGAUGAUUUUCUCCAGAUCUUUUGGGAACAUGCAUUUGACUGUUCUUUACCCAAACCCAACAUAGACAUCAUGUCUGGGAGAACUUGCACAGAGAAGGAGAAACUGGAAAGUCUUCCUGGGACUCUUUUUGAAUUGAAGAUGACUGGCCACAGCUACAACAUCUACAAUGCAGUCCACGCUGUAGCACAUGCUGCACACUUUAUGUAUUUAUCACAAUCCAAACAGAGACAAAUAGGAAAAAAUGAGCAGCAGCAGAAUCUUCUCAGUCAAGUCUCCUGGCAG